This is a messenger RNA of Staurois parvus, 387 nucleotides long. NCBI's taxonomy places the organism in Eukaryota, Metazoa, Chordata, Amphibia, Anura, Ranidae. The record is from the annotation of a GenBank genome assembly.
CACCGAUCAAACGGAAAGAGCCGAAGAUGUCGGUUGGGUCAUGUGGUCAGCUGUGUCCAAUCACAGCUGAUCGCGAGCUGUCGCGCUGACAGCUCGAGAGGAGAGGAGAGCUGGAAAUCAGCAUUCCUCAGAGGGGACAUCUACACUGAUCAUCAGGGCACUGAUGAUCAGUGUGCCCUGAUGAUCUGUGUAGCCCCAGCAGUGCCACCUGUCAGUGCCCAUCAAUGCCAGCUGUCAGUGCUCAUCAAUGCCACCUUCCGGUGCCUCAUCAAUGCCACAUAUCAGUGCCUACCAGUGCACAUCAAUGCCACAUAUCAGUGCCUACCAGUGCACAUCAAUGCUACAUAUCAGUGCCCAUCUGAGCUGCCUUUCAGUGUCACCUAUCAG